AAAUUAUGGCGAGCAGUUGACUAACGCUACUUGUCGAGUGGAUUACUUUUGUGGCUGACGACUAAGCGUGCAGAGUUGCAAGUGAUUUCAAACUGUAUUAGUGGCGAACACACGCGAUAGCACAACCGAUAAAUACAUUCAUACCAAAAGCACACCAAAGUGUUAGCCACACACACACACAUACAAAUACACACAUAGUGACUGUUUGCUUAACAAAGGACCUACUCACGAAGGAUUGUUACAUUCAUAUUCGCAAUUUAAAUUGACGGAAAAAUGCAUUUCCACUUCAAUGAACUCGUUUUUAGUUGUCUGCUGUGCAUUGUGGCGCUUUUGUCGGAUUACAUUCAUUACGCGCAUGGUUUAUCCACCGUUGAUACAGUACGUCGCGGUGCAGGAUUUACAUUUAGCUCAACGAAUGGCAGCAGUAGCGGAGACGAUAACAAUCCUGGAGCUUCGCCGGCAACAGCUUUAACUCGACAACUAAUAGUGGGCACUUUUCCGCAACUAACGCUCCCGUCUAUUAUCUCUUCGUAUUGUAUUUGUGUGCCGCCAGGCUCUUGUCCUAAUCCCUUGCCAACAUCACCGACGGACGGCAGUGGACAAAUCGACAUACGCAUCGUGAAUAAUGCAAGCAUUACAAACCCAGUUUUAACCCCCACGUGCAAGUAUGGACUUCAGCUCUGCUGUCAAGCGGGCCCGUACCAAUGCGGACGUCGUUAUGCGCCACCGCCCGGUAGUACAGCAGCUGGUGCAGGUCAAGCGCAAUUCGGCGAAUAUCCCUGGGUAGCUGCAUUGCUUACCACCGCCGAAGUAUAUUUGGGUGCAGGAGCGCUAAUCACGGCACAGCAUGUGCUUACAGCCGCCCAUAAAGUUUAUAAUAUUAGCACGUCGUCUUUUAAGGUGCGCGUUGGCGAAUGGGAUGCAGCAAGCACCUCCGAAGUGAUACCUGCACAGGAUGUGGCCAUCGCCAGCGUUUUCAUUCAUCCGAAUUUCAAUUCGGCCAAUUUGCAAAAUGAUGUCGCCAUCAUACUGCUCGCUUCGACCGUCUCACUGACGACCAAGUCCACGGUGGGCACUGUCUGCUUGCCAACCACCACAUUUGUGGGUCAAACUUGCUAUGUAGCCGGUUGGGGUAAGAAUGAUUUUGGGCCGACCGGCGCUUAUCAGGCUAUACAACGCGAAGUCGAUGUGCCGCUCAUUACGAAUGCAGCUUGUCAAACGAUGCUGCAAGCCACGCGCCUCGGACAAACUUUUCAACUGAAUAACAGUAGUUUCAUUUGUGCUGGCGGACAAGCCGGCAAGGAUGCGUGUACGGGCGAUGGUGGUGCACCGCUGGUCUGUCAGAACAACAAUAUCUGGUAUGUGGUCGGUUUGGUGGCUUGGGGUAUUGGCUGUGGUCAAGGUGGCGUGCCCGGCGUUUACGUAAAUGUAGCAACGUAUUUGGCGUGGAUUCAAACAGUUUUAGCUUCUUCUUAAUUGGUGACUAAAUAUCAUUAAGUUUCAUAUAACGUAGCAUAUAGAAUAAAUCCUAAUGUAUGUGCUCGCUUAAUUAAUAGCACAAUUAUGUACAUGCUAACGCUAGUUUUGUUAUUUCAUAAAAUAAAUAACUAUAUUUAGGUUAAACCCAACCUUUGAUCGAUUUGGAAAUUA
Molecule: messenger RNA, 1650 nt
Organism: Bactrocera oleae (olive fruit fly)
Lineage: Eukaryota; Metazoa; Arthropoda; Insecta; Diptera; Tephritidae
Product: phenoloxidase-activating factor 2
Biological process (GO): proteolysis
Molecular function (GO): serine-type endopeptidase activity
Source: RefSeq, a predicted model, not a curated record